This is a messenger RNA of Chenopodium quinoa (quinoa), 723 nucleotides long. RefSeq lists its product as uncharacterized. The transcript has a single exon. The record is from RefSeq and is a predicted model, not a curated record. NCBI's taxonomy places the organism in Eukaryota, Viridiplantae, Streptophyta, Magnoliopsida, Caryophyllales, Amaranthaceae. Bases 1 to 723 code for a protein of 240 amino acids.
AUGAACAAGGUCGUUGAAGGUGAUGUGUACUUCCAGCAGCGUAGGGAUGCAGCUGGAAGGUUAGGUUUAUCACCUCUGCAAAAAUGUACAGCAGCGAUAAGAAUGUUAGGCUACGGCAUGGCUGCGGACGCCGUGGAUGAAUACGUUCGGAUCAGUGAGUCAACUGCUCGAGUUGCUCUUCAACGUUUUUGUACCGGGGUCAUUAAUCAGUUCGGAACCGAGUACAUGCGAAACCCUACAACUGCUGAAUUGGCCAGAAUUAUGCAUCAAAAUGAACUGCGUGGAUUUCCAGGCAUGAUAGGCAGCAUUGAUUGCAUGCAUUGGGAAUGGAAGAACUGUCCAACGGCAUGGAAAGCGCAGUACGCCGGUAGGAACAAGAAAGCAACGCUAAUACUGAAAGCCGUUGCAGAUCAGGAUUUAUGGAUAUGGCAUUCCUUCUUUGGGAUUCCUGGAUCUUGUAAUGACCUAAAUGUCUUAUACCGUUCCCCAGUGUUCGAUGAGGUUCUGCAUGGUCGAGCUCCUCCGGUAAAUUUUACCGUUAACGGCCAUGAAUACAACAUGGCAUAUUACUUAGCCGACGGUAUUUAUCCGAAGUGGGCAACUUUUGUUCAGGGUAUCACAACCCCUCAACUUCAAAAAGAUAAAUUGUUCGCUGACCACCAGGCUGCUGCUCGAAAGACGUUGAAAGAGCAUUCGGUGUUUUGCAAGCUCGAUUUGCAAUAA